AAGAGUUUUAGUCCAAGAGUAAUCUCUAAUUGUUUCUUUCUAUUUCUAAUUUCAAGAUUUCAAUGGAAGUUGUAUCAACCAACAUGAUCAUAGCAAUAUGACUGAUCAAUCAGCUCAGUAGGACCAUUGCUCAUCUGGCAAAUACUCAAAAUAAUGGAAAAAUAACGUGGCAUUUUGUCACUUCAUGCCUACUUUCGCAAUAUUACACCCAUCCAACACUAUUUCCAACACCAUGGCUAACAGGUUCAGAAUUUCAAAGCCUCUCCAGUUAUAGUUGCAAGAUCUUUUCAGCACCAGGAAAAUGAAGUAUCUUACACAGUAAGCUCGUUUUCGAGGUUCGCUUUCAAUCCCACCUUCAUCUGAACCAGUCCUACUGCAUGAACAAUGGCAACAGGAUCUGAAAUAUCAUCGGAAUCCGUAUCUGUAACGAAAACAGAAAGAGAAUCCAGAAAGUUGAGCAGUAGUCAACUUGACACAACUAUCCAUGGAUCUUCUUUAGGGGAACUGCAGAAAGUUGAAGGUGGGCUUGACACACCAGAUGAGAUUAUCAGGAAAUCCACAAAAAUAGAAGACUUCGAAGCAGCACCAAAUGGUAAGAAUGAAACUGUGAGUCCCAUUUUUGAAGGCAACAUUAAUACUUCUGAAGGUGAAAACUUUUUGGCAUCACCCUCACUUUCCAAUGUUGCUGCAAGAGAAACAUGCGGAGCUUACGACAUUGGUGAGGCCAAUGAAGAACUGAUAAAAGAGGGAGGGUUUGAAGAAGAAACCCAACUGCAGAAAGAUCAAAUAAGUGAUGCUAAACAAGACAGACAUGGCAUCAAAGAAAGAGAUAAGAUUGAUCCUGUCUCAGUAGACAUGAGCUUAGAAAAUGAAACAGAAGAUGAAAAGUCUGAAAAAAGCUCUGAAUUUCCAUUAAUAAAGAACAUUGAAGAUCAUGUGGGGGAGAAACUUUCUUCUUUACCUAUAUUGCCUGCCUCUGUUGAACAGAACUUGCAGGAAGGACAAAUAAAAACAGGAGAUGAAAGCAAGGUUGGUGAAAGAAAUGGCACUCAGCUGGAAAUACCUGGUCUAGAUGCUGAAACCAUUGUGGAUGAACAGGCUUCCAUAGAAAACCCAAAAAAUACUGAAGAUGCAAAAUUAGAGUUCAGAGGAAAGGUUAUUCAAAUACUCAAGGUAGUCCCACAUCAUGAUCAAGAAGUUACAUUUCUUACACCAGAUUCUACUGGAGAAAGCUUGAAAGUAGAUGCUGCAGAAGCUUGCAUCAGGGGGGUGAGCAAAGACAGUAAUGAAGUUACAGACGUUACAACCAUCAAACAGGAUGUGGAACAGAACAUUCAAGAAGCAGAAUGCAAAGAGAAAGAGAAAUCAACUAAUUUAGCAGGAAUGGAGAAAGGUUCCCAAGCAAUCGGCCAAAUUGAAAAGACAGAAGAAGAGAAACAACAUGGAGAAGAAAGCCCAAAAGAUAGCCUUGAAAGUUCCUCUAUAUCAACGGUCAAAAUGAGUGCAAAGAUCCAAAAUGAUGAAGAGGACACCUUAGUCAACAAGGAGGAAAUCCAUGAUGAUCUUGAUAUCCCAAGUCUUGCAAUGUCAACAGAAACAAGCUUAGAGAAAAUUGAGCCACAAGAAGGUGGGGAGCAUGAAGAGACCUCUAAUCUUGCUUUGGAAAAGGAAAGUCCAGACUCAAUUGACUCAAGCAAGAAGAUAGAAAAUGCUAAAAGAAGUAUUGAUCCUUUUUUCAUUAAAGACAAAGAAACUGCACGAAGAGAAGACGAGAAGCUGAUAUUGUCAAAGUCAGAGGUUCCAACUGAGGAGCCUUGUGUGAUAGAAGGAAAAGACCAAACUAACAUUAAUGAAAAAAUCAAGGGUCUAGAGAACUGUGAAAGGACUUCCAAAGAAGAACUUGCUCAGCCAAGCUUGCAGAAUGAUGAAUCAGAUGUGGAUAAUCUUGAAAAACCAUUGGUUGUGAUGUCUGAGCAACUUCAGACGGCUGAAGAAGACAACAAUGAGGGGAAUCUAGAGGCAACUGAUCCAAGUGAGAUGACUGUGUGUAAGGAAAUAGAGAGAACUAGCAAAUACCUUGAUGGCACAUCUAUUACACAUUCAUUGAUUGAAGAAACUGCAGAAGCAAGUGAAGAACAAGAGAAAGUCGCCAAUCUUGACAGAGCUCCUCUAGGAGAGGGAAAGCACAUUGAUGCACUGAGCAAAAGCAUGGAGGAAGCAAUUUUAGAACAGGAGAAAACUAUAGACAGCACACCAACAGUAGGGUUGAACCUACAAACAAGUGGAGUGGAAGUUGAAAAACCUGAAAAGUUUGGUUCAUUGUACCCUAUGGAGAAAUUGGAAAUCAUAGAUUCCAGUGAGAAAAUAAUAGUGGAGAUGGCAAAACAAGGAACUGAUGAAACAAGAUUGCAUAAAAUUGAAACAGAAUGCAAGGACAUUGAGAAAAUAAUAGAGGAAGACAGUCACAUUACGGAACAUAAUACUCUAUCUGCUGGAAAUAAAACAGUUGAUCAUAAUGGUGAAGAAGAGGGAAAUAACGGCCUGAGGAAAUCAGACCCUGAUAUGAGAAGCGAAGAUCAGAGUUACAAAACAGAUGAUACUAAUGAGGCUGCAAAGAAUGCAAUCAUAAACAAAGAGGUUUCUGAACAACCUAAAAUAGUUGGUCCACAUGAAGAAGGCACUGAACAACAGGUCAUAAAUGAAGAAAGCACUGUUAAUGAUCUCUUGACAGAAUCAAUUGCAGAAGAAACUUCUAAAGAGGGUUCCCCAGAAGACCAAAUAAAGCCCACCGGAGAGGUAAGUGAAGAAUUUGUAACCAGUGAGGGUGAAAAAACAAAGAACAGGAUAGUAGAGAACAUCAGUGUUAAGGACAACUCCACUGGUCCUGUUAAAGAGAACUGUCAGGAAACUGAGAUACCCAGGGAACUUGGCACUCACUGUGCAGAAGAGCAAACCGAGAAGCAGAUUGUAAAGGAAGAUAGCAUUGUUGAGGACAUCUCCAAGGUAUCCACUGUAGAAGCAGUUAAAGAGAGUUCUCAGGAAGAUGAAAUGGAGGCAGAGAGACUCAAUGAAGAGGUUAAAGACUUCAGUUUAGAACCAUCAGAACGAAACAUUGAAGCAAUGGAUUGCAGAGAGGAGGCAGAUAUGAUUAUUCUAAAGCAUGAAACAGAUGCAAAUAAGAGCCUUGAUCCUUCUUGCAUUACAGAGGAGGAAAUAUGGAAGAAAGAAAACACUAUGGAUCAUGUAGCAUCUGAAUCACAGGAAGUUGAACCGGAAAAAGAGAAGAUGGAAGAUGAGUGCAAUCUUGUUUCUGAUGAGAAAAUUCUAGCAACAGCUGAGUCUGCAGAAAAGGAAAUUUUUGGAGCAGAGCAUCUAGAUGAAGGUGAAAAUGAAGAAAACAUAAUAAAGUCUGAAAUGCUAGUGGGAGCUUCUGAAACAGUAUCAAAAUUUGAAGACAAGGGGGCUGAAAUAACUAGUGGAACAGAGACCACUGCCAAUAAGAAGAAUUCAAAUGAAGAGCUUGAGGAUGAAGAAGGUGAAAAUUUUAACUUCACUAAGUCAGACCCUGAAAAGAAUAUCUCUGAGUUUAAAGAUGACAUAAUCUUACAAAGGAAGAAAACUAUCGAAUGUACAGAUCCCAGUGAAGAUAGAAAACCAGAAAUGUUGAAAGAUGACAAAAAUUUGGAGACAAUCCCAGAGAAGAUCAAAUUGGAUAUAAAAAACUCAUUUGAUGAAUUCUGUGAAGAUCUUGAAAAGGCUGGUGCAUGUGAAAACACUGAAAAGGAUAACCUGGAGUUGGAGCAAGAGGAGGGUAUUGUUAAGAAAUUUGAUGAAAGCAUCCACGGAAGUGGAAAAGAAGACAAGGUCGAGAACGUGACAGUUAAAUUAGAUCGCAAUCCCACAGAUGUUGAUUCAGGUGAGAUUCUUGAAAGGGACUACGAAUCAGUGGCUGAGGAUCAAAGUCACGUCACAGUCCUGAAAACCGAAGAGAGCAAAAUUCAGGAAGAUAGUAUGGCUAUUAAGGACUACAAUAAUGCAUCUUUUGAAAAUCAAGUGGUUACUCAAAUCUUUCAAGGAGAUGAGCAACAAAGCACCAAUAUUGAGGGCAUAGAACCCAAAUUGGAGAUAGAAGAUCACACUGGGGAAAAGGAGAAGGCAAAUGAGGCCAUCAAGAAUGUUAUUUCAAAUGAAAGUGAAGAGGGAGAUGACAAAGUUGAUAUAAAGAAUACUGAGAAACAAGUCAUAGAGGAAGAGGACAAUGCCAAGGACCUCCAUACAGAAUCCCUUGGAGAUAGGACACUUGAGGUCAGCUCAAAUGUGGACUCUGAUCUUGUAUCAACUGAGUUGAUCAUCAAAGAAACAGCCAUUGAGGAGACCACAGAUACAGCGACAUUAAAAGAUAAGGAAGAACUGAAUAAGAACCCUGAAUAUUCUCUUCUUAUAGAAUCAUCAAGAGAAGAAACAAUAGAAAAAGAAAGUAGUCAGAAGCAUAUGGAUGACUCUUCUGUUGUACCUGAGGUGUCUGAAGAACAGGUCGUAGAUGAAGAAAUUAUUGACACCCUCUCCACGAGAUCAGUUGCAGAAGAAGCAGUUAAAGAAGUGUCUCAGGAAGUCAAAAAAGAACCUGUAGGAGAGGCACAUGAAGAACUUGAGCCAACCAGUAAAAGUGAGGCCACCAAGAAAAUGACUGUCGAGGAAGACAGUGCUGCUAAGGAUCACUCUACAGUACCUGUCUCAGAAAACUCUCAGAAAGAUGAGAAGUGCAGGGAACUAGGGACAGAUGAUGCAAGUGGGGUGACAGGAAAACAGAUUGCAGAGAAUGACGGCACCAUUAAGGACAUCUCAGUGGUGUCCAUUGAAGAAGAAGCAGCUCGAGAGGGUUCUCAGGAAGACAAAAUGGAGGCAGAGAGACUCAAAAAUGUUAAAGAGUCUGAACAAAUAUCAAUGGAGAAGAACUUUGAAGCAACAAAUCACACAGAGGAGAUAAAGGCAAUGAUGACUUCAAUAAAUGAAGAAGACUCAACUAACUGCCCUGAUGCUUCCUGUGUAAGAGAAACAUCAAGUGAAGAAGUACAACAGAAGGAUAACAACGAGAAGCUUGCUGUUUCUGAAGAACAGAUCAAAGAGGCUUUAGAUAAAGAAGAUAACAAUAACAAAAACCUUGACAUGGCACCUAUCACUGUGGUGACAGAAGGGACAAGCUUGCAGGAAACUGAACCAGGAGGGCAUGUAGGUGCUUCUAACUUUCCUUGUGAAGAAAAAGAUCUACCAACAACUGAAACAAAACCAACUGACUUACAGGGUAUACAUGUUGAACAUGUCAAAAUUGAGAAGACAACCAAUUCAAGUGACAAAACAGAAAAGGAGAUUCUAGCAGCAGAAAAAGUGAUUAGAGAUGAAGGUGAACCAGAAAGGAAGUGCGAAAUGCAGGUAGAAGUUUCUGAUACAGCACUGGGUUUUGAUGACCAAGGUAUUGAAAUAACUACUCAAACAGAGCCUACUUAUAGUAAAGCUCCCUUAGAUGACAAAUCAGAAGAAAAGCUUCAUGAAACUUCUACAAUUGCAUCCAAAGAACAGGAACUGGAGUCUAUUGAAGAAAGUAAGAAUAUAAAAGAUGAGGCUCCAGUGGAAAAUGAAACACAAGAUAAGGACAAAGAAAUUGCUUUUUCUGCAAACACAAUAGAAGAGAUGUCCACACAAAAAGAAGAGCUCAAGAAGCUUGAGGAAAUCCCUCAAAUGCAGUCCGAUGAUACUAAGAAGGAGAAUCCAAAUCAAGAGCUCCAGGAAGAAAAAGGUGAAAAGCUAAACAAGCCCACUGAAUUAGAUGCUGGAAAGCACAUACCUGAAUUAAAUCAUGAUUCAACUUCAGAGGUAGAGAUUACAAAAGAUAUUGAGGCCAGUGAAAAUAGAAAAAUGGAAACACUGAAAGAUGAGGAAGGCUUGGAGGAAAGCUUGGAGAAUGAAGGACAGCCAUUUGACAAGGUACCAGAAUAUCUUGAAAAAACUGGUCCGGGUGCAAACACUGAAAAGGGUAUCAUGCAAUUGGAGACAGAGGAUGAUCGAGUUAAGAACAUUGAAGAAAGCUUCAAGAAAAGUCCAAAGGAAAGUAAGUUGGAGAAUACAGCCACUAUAUUGGACAAAACAGAUGAUAAUGAAGAAACAAUAGAAACUCCUGAUGCUGGAAAGAAUGGGAAUCUUCAAGAAGAGAUCCUUGGAGAUGUUGAUCCAGGUGAAAAACUUGAAAGGUCCCAUGAAUCAUUUGAUGAAGAAAGUGAGAAUCUUGAGAAAGCAGAACCUGAAUUGAAGGUUGAAAAUGAUCAUAAUGAGCAAGUAAAUAAAUUAAAUGACACUGCAAGAGAAGAAAUUUCAAAAGAAGAGUUAUCUAAAGGGAUCAAGGAUGCUUCUGCAAGCGAGGAAUUUUCAGAACAGAUCUCAGAGGAAAAUGGAGCUCUCAAUAACCUGUGCCCCAAACUUGUCAAUGAAGAAACAAUUAAGGAGAAUAUUCAAGAAAGCAAAAAGGAGGAAAAUAAGGUUGAAGAACAAGCAACUGCAUUGGAGCAUGAAGAUCAGAGUAAAGCAUUGGAGGUUGUAGAUGAACAAAAAGAGAAACUAAAUCUGAUUCCCAAGGAACUCAAGGAUGUAGGUGCAAGUGAGAGCACUGAAAAAGAGGUCACAGAGGAAAAGGGAGUUUCCCUGGGCCCGUACCUAGUUUCUCUAGAAGAAAAGACAUAUAAGGAAAGCCAGGGAGAUGAAAAAGGAGAAAAGGCAACAACUAAAUUGGACACUGAAGAUCAGAAUUAUGAUUUGGAGGUUGAAGAACCAGAUCGAGCAAAUGAGUCUGAAACUUUAAACGGAGAGAUUUCUAAUGAACUUGACAAUGCUGGUUCAAUUCAGAAAACUGAAAAGAAAAUCAUAGAGGAAGAGCAAGCCCUGAAGGAAACUUGCAGAGAAUUUUGUGUUGAUGAAAUUAUCAGAAGCCAUCAAGAGGAUGAAAAAGAGGGCAAGAAGAUUGGGGAGGAUGGAAGCAAAAUGGUCUCUGGAGACAAGAAUGGUGAAGAGAUAGGCAAAAAUGCUACCACAAAAUACAGUAUCGCAAAGGAAGAGGUUAAAAGCUCUCAUUUUGUACUGGAAGAGCAGAAGUUAGAAAUGGCAGGCUCUAACAACCAGAUAGAAACUGUGACCAUGGAAGACAAGGGAGAACCACAAGACAAAGUAGGCAAUGAAACUGAAGAAAUCUCUGAAAUUGUGCCUAAAAUAUUGAUUCAUGAAAGAGUCAAGACCAAUGAAGAUGAAGCUGAAAGUACAACUGAAUAUACAAGUGCUCAAAAAGACCUCAUUGAAGUUGAGAAGCUUAAGAAUACUUGCUCUAACUUGGAAUCCAGUUCAAGUGACAUUACUGAAGACUUGCACAAAAAAGACGAAGAGGUUCCAAACAGUAACCAUGACACAGCUCAAACGGAGGCUUCAUGUGAAGAAAAGCCAGAGAAUGGAAGCCAGGUCAUGAGAGAUGAUGAAAUAAAAACUUCAAUACCUGCCAAGCAAGCAGAAACUGAAUUGAACAUCCAAAAAGAAAAAAGAGAAGGAAGGCACUUUAGCGAUGAGGCUCCUGUAGAAGAAAUUCUAAAGAAAGAAGAUGAAGAGAAGCAUGAUGAUGGAAAGAUUCACAAAACAAUAUGCGCAGAAAAUAAUGGAGAAACCCAAGUUCCAGAAAAGGAAGACAUGGUAGUCAUAUUAUCUACUGAACAAGCAACUAAAGGGAGAGAUAUUACAGAUGAUGCUGAGGUGUUUGAUGUCUUGCCUGAUAUCCARCCUCCAGCUGAAGAGGUAUCACCAAAAGCAAGCACAAAAAAGGUUCCAGAAAUCACUGACUCUCCCCAGAGCAUCGAGACAUUCCAAAAGGCCUCUGAUGCAAUACUUGAAGAAAGGACCACAAGAAAAGAAGUUUCAGUUGAGAGCACAGAAACAAAUAUUCAGACUGAAGAGAGAGAUAUUGUAUCCAUGUCACAGCAUCCAACUGAGAAGACCUUGCAAGAAGCUGAAGUGGAAUAUCAGAGACCUGGAGAAGUUUCAGAAAUUGAGCCAGGAGAGAAGGUAACAUUGGAUACAGAUAAGGUUUCAUUAUUCGAUCUCCUGCAGAGAUCCACAACAGAAACCUUGCAGAUGGUUGCACAGGAUAUGAAGCCACAAGGCAGUGAUGAAGAAUUGCAUAACGAACAGCAACAAACCAAUCAAGCAGAAGGAGAAAAAACAGAUGAAGAGAAAGAUGAAGAGGAAGAAGAUGGAGACAGAAAGGCAGACUCGGGCUCUGAUGCUCCAGUAAUGGUAGAAGCCCUUAAAGAUGUGAAUAUUAAGCCAACCCAUAAGAAAUCUCACAACAUAUUAUCUGGUGUUGGCUCCAAGGUUAAGCACUCAAUUGCCAAAGUGAAAAAGGUCAUCACUGGUAAGUCAUCCCACCCAAAGGCACCAUCGCCAAAAUGAGAAAGAAGAUAACUUUUGGCAGUUAUAACCAAAGGAGGUGAAUGACGGACCUAGUUUGAAAUCUCACAACAUAUUAAUAGCCUUUUUGUUAGUGCGACAUUUUCCUGAGGUUUGAGCAUGGUGUGUACUUGUACAUUGUGAAUAGUUUCUGUUUGGUUCCUUCCUGCAUAUUUAUUUCUACGAAGUCAGUUCAAUUCGAUUGUAAAGAGUUUGUUUUACUGGAGAACAUGAUUGUGGUUUGUAUAUAUGUAAAUUAAAUGGACUAGUGAGGUAUCAUACACUCUCUAUUGCA
This is a messenger RNA of Nelumbo nucifera (sacred lotus), 8770 nucleotides long. RefSeq lists its product as uncharacterized. The record is from RefSeq and is a predicted model, not a curated record. NCBI's taxonomy places the organism in Eukaryota, Viridiplantae, Streptophyta, Magnoliopsida, Proteales, Nelumbonaceae.